Salvelinus sp. IW2-2015 is the source of this 490-nucleotide messenger RNA. NCBI's taxonomy places the organism in Eukaryota, Metazoa, Chordata, Actinopteri, Salmoniformes, Salmonidae. The record is from RefSeq and is a predicted model, not a curated record.
AUGAACCCGGGGAUCACAGUUUUGGGAAAGAGUUUCGUCUGCCAUGAAGUGGUGCUUGUUACCAUCUGCAUUGCUGCCUUGGCAGCUCUUUUGGGGCAACGACUUCUUAAAUUGAGUGAAAUAGCCCUUGCCAACAGAGAAGUGCCUGUAAAACGCCUCCCCAACUGUCACCUAUUAAAGAAUAUAGAAUAUGGAGCAGAGGACUUCACCAUACUUCGAGAUGGACUGGCCAUCAUAAGCACCGGCUUGAAAUAUCCUGGAAUGCCCUCCUUCUCUGAUGACCCAGGGAAGAUCUAUACCCUGGACCUGUUGGACCCCAGACUGAUCCCGUGGAGCUGACAAUCAAAGGAGACCUGGACCGGGACUCUUCAACCCCCAUGGAAUCAGUGUCUACAUUGACGAGACAGAUAAAACCAUCCAUCUGUUUGUUGUCAAUCACCCUCAACAUUACACGAGCCAGCUAGAGAUCUUUCUAUUCGUCGAAAGAGGA